AUGGAUGAUCCUGACCCCGAAACUUUUGGUCCUCUCGUGGCCAUUACGGCAGAGUCUCUCGUCCUUCUCGCUUCAAACAUUGCAAACCGAUGCCUGCAUCUACCAAACUCUAGUGGCAAGCUUGUUGCACGAAUUAGCGGCUCAUAUAACAUCACUCAUGUUGUUGAAUUGGAGAGUGUCAAGCUCGUGAUCCGGGUUCCUGCCACAGGCUGGGGUUCCGGAAUGACACCGCCUGCGGCACACGCCAUGGAAUCACAAGUUGCCACGAUACGCCUCAUUCGGAGCAAAACUACGAUUCCAGUGCCAGAGAUAUACGCCAUAGACACGACUGACAACAACGAGAUCGGUGCGCCGUACCUCUGCAUGAACUUUAUACCCGGGAAACUCGUGUCUGAGGUUUGGUUUGACCACUCAGGCACCUUGCCACGAGAAGAGUUGCGCUUGAGGAUCCUGACAAGCCUCUCACGGAUCAUGGCCCAGUUUUCCUGUCUGACUUUU
Messenger RNA from Trichoderma atroviride IMI 206040, 498 nucleotides. The record is from RefSeq and is a predicted model, not a curated record. Lineage: Eukaryota; Fungi; Ascomycota; Sordariomycetes; Hypocreales; Hypocreaceae.